This is a messenger RNA of Lotus japonicus, 1801 nucleotides long. Its product is annotated as NAC transcription factor 47. The record is from RefSeq and is a predicted model, not a curated record. The transcript is spliced from 3 exons. The coding region runs from base 155 to 1168 and encodes 337 amino acids. Gene Ontology annotation, biological process: regulation of DNA-templated transcription. Gene Ontology annotation, molecular function: DNA binding. NCBI's taxonomy places the organism in Eukaryota, Viridiplantae, Streptophyta, Magnoliopsida, Fabales, Fabaceae.
AAAUUCCCACAACCAUAAAAUGCCAUCCCUUCUUGCCAUCCCAAAAAUUUCAAUCCUCUCUAUUCCCCCCUAUUCCAUUGGCCUUUUGUCUUUCUCUCCAUCCACCCUCACCAAACUCUCCACAUUUUGCUACUAGCUAUACCCAACUAAGCACAUGGCAGAGUCCAAUUUGCCACCAGGUUUUAGGUUCCACCCAACUGAUGAAGAACUCAUCCUUCACUACCUCAGGAAGAAGGUUGCUUCCAUACCCUUGCCAGUUUCCAUCAUUGCUGAGGUUGAUAUAUACAAGUUGGAUCCAUGGGAAUUACCAGGCAAGGCUUUGUUUGGAGAGAAAGAAUGGUAUUUUUUCAGUCCUAGAGACAGAAAGUACCCAAAUGGUGCCAGGCCAAACAGGGCUGCAGCUUCAGGGUAUUGGAAGGCCACUGGGACAGACAAGACCAUAGUGGCUUCACUGCCAGGAGGAGGAAGAGCCCAAGAUAGCAUUGGUGUGAAGAAGGCUCUUGUGUUCUACAAAGGAAAACCCCCAAAGGGUGUCAAGACCAAUUGGAUCAUGCAUGAGUAUCGCCUUGUUGACCACAACAAGCCCAUUAAGCUCAAAGACACAUCCAUGAGGUUAGACGAUUGGGUGCUGUGCCGCAUUUACAAGAAGUCUAAAUGUGCUCUAUCACCAACAGAGGCAGGAACUGGUGUAGGUGAGGUGGAUCAAGCAGAAGAGCAACUACUCAACGACACUGUUUUCCCAAACACACUGAUUUCUCAGAAAUCUGUGUCCUUCUCCAAUCUGUUGGAUGCAAUGGACUACUCCAUGCUGAGCAGUUUCUUAUCAGAGAAUCAUUACAACCAAACAGGGACUGGAUCAAGUGCGGGUUUCAACAAUUUGGAUCAGCAAUCCUCCACAAUCAACACCACCAAUGGGUACAUGUUUCAGAUGAAGAACACCCAAUUGAACCAUUCAGCUUCCAACACUGAAAACACCAGGCCAAAGCGUGAGCUUUCAAACAUUGAUGAGGAAACGGUUUAUCCAUCGAAGAAAUACCUGAAUUCUUCUUGCAACUUCACUAACAUCAAUGCCCAACUUGAGAAGAAUCCACAAUGGAACCACCUCAUGAAGCAGUCUUUGCUGAAUCAGCAAUUGCUACUUGGUCCUCAUCUGCAUUUUCAAGGAUAGUCCAAACAAUCCCAAUAUGUGUAUGGCUGCAUAGUAACGACCGCGUUUAGACAGUCACAUUCAUAACAGUUUUUUACUAUUGCUAAGUUGAAAGUAGAAAACAUAGUAAUUUUCUACUUUGUGACGGUAAAAACUGUUACAUAAGUGAUUGUCUAAAUGUGACAUAUACUAUACAGCACUACCGGGAACAUUUUCUUAGCAGUAAAGAUCAAAAACCUAAAAAAAAAUUGAAGUCUUAAAAAAAGACUUGAAACUAGGAAAAGAAAAUAUCUAGAACUGGGAUUAGGAACCCACAAAGAACACCACCAAUUUGAUCAUAGGUUUGGAUUAGUACACAGAAAAAAUUGGCUUUAUUUUUAUUUAUUUAUUUACCUUAAUUUGUGUUGAAGAAUUAAGAAGAGGUUAGGUUGGAAGGAGGAAACUGUUUGGUAGGAAGUGAAAAGAAAGAUUCCACCAUUCGAAGACUCAAUAAACUGCGAACAUACAAAAAUAUCUAAGCUUGGUGACCAAUCAGAAACAAAUAGUGUACAAAAUGUGAAUUUGUACUUCUUUGGUUUGGCAGGGUAGCUUUAUGAUAUACUCUUGUAGAUAAGGCAUUAUUGUACUGAAUACUGAUGAUUGUUUCUUGUCAUA